CCGGCGCCGCCUGUUUCAGCCGUCUCCCCCGUCUGCUUGCCUGCAAUCAGCUCCGGCCACCAGACUAAAAUCAAAGCAAAUCGAGAUAAAAAUACAGGGAAGAGGAGCUUAUUCCAAGAUGGCCUCGGAAAGCAAUAUGGAGCAAAUUGUGGAUGUUGGAUCAGUUGUAGAAGCUAUUUCUGCCGACGAUGACAGUUCUGCUCCUCUCUACCAGGUUGAAAGCCUCUGCAUGCGCUGCGGCGAAAAUGGAACUUCAAGGUUUUUGUUAACUUUAAUUCCACAUUUUAGGAAGGUCUUGUUGUCAGCCUUUGAAUGCCCACAUUGUGGUGAGAGGAAUAAUGAAGUUCAGUUUGCCGGCGAGAUUCAACCCAAGGGGUGUUGUUACAGUUUGGUAGUCCCAUCAGGAGAUCAGAAGAUGUUUGACCGACAAGUUGUGAAAUCUGAGUCUGCUACCAUAAAGAUUCCUGAGCUGGAUUUUGAGAUACCUCCAGAGGCUCAACGUGGAAGUUUGUCAACAGUUGAGGGAAUAUUGGUGCGAGCAGCAGAUGAACUAGAGGCCCUUCAAGAAGAACGCAAGAAGGUGGAUCCUCAGACUGCGGAAGCUUUAGACCAAUUUUUGUUGAAGUUGAGAGCUUGUUCUAAAGGAGAGGCAUCCUUUACUUUCAUCUUGGAUGAUCCCACAGGGAACAGCUUCAUUGAGAACCCGUUUGCGCCCUCCCCUGAUCAGUCAUUAAAUAUCAAGUUCUAUGAUCGAACACCUGAGCAACAGGUGUCACUUGGAUAUCUUGUUGACCAAUCACAAUUGGAAGGAGCUUCUGGUGCAGCAUCAACUGAGGGAAUAGGCAAUGCUUCAGAGCAAACGAGAGAACCACAUGGAUCAGUUGGGGCUGCAGCUGGUCAUAGAGCCAUUGCACAGAGCAAUAGUUCUGAUAUUGCAGAAGCUCUAUUUAGGUACUCUGCCCCAGAAGAGGUUAUGACUUUCCCAUCAACGUGCGGAGUUUGUGCUGCCAGGUGUGAGACUCGAAUGUUUGUCACAAAGAUUCCAUACUUUCAAGAAGUAAUCGUCAUGGCAACCACUUGCGAUGCUUGUGGCUAUCGGAACUCUGAGUUGAAACCUGGGGGGCGAAUUCCUGAGAAUGGAAAGAGAAUUACUUUGUGUGUGAAAAACAUUAAUGAUUUAAGCCGUGAUGUAAUUAAGUCAGAUACAGCAAGUGUAAAAGUUCCAGAACUUGACUUGGAGUUGGCCAGUGGCACACUGGGUGGCGUUGUUACAACAGUUGAAGGUUUGAUUACAAAAAUUAGUGAAAGCCUUGAAAGAGUUCAUGGAUUCACUUUUGGAGAUAGUCUUGAUGAAAAUAAAAGAAAGAAGUGGACUGACUUCAAAGAAAGGCUGAACAAGAUUUUGGGCAUGGAGCAGCCUUGGACUUUAAUUCUGGAUGAUGCAUUAUCAAAUUCUUUUAUUGCUCCUGCAACAGAUGAUAUCAAAGAUGACCAUCAGUUAAUGUUUGAGGAAUAUGAGAGAUCAUGGGAGCAGAAUGAGGAACUAGGUCUCAAUGACAUUGACACUUCUUCAGCUGAUGCUGCUUAUGACUUAGCAAGAGUGACAGAAAAGGAGGGGACAAAAGCCGAGUAGAUAAACAAAAUUUAUCAGAAAGCCAAGGUCACCUCCUCUCUCAUUUAUUUCUAUAGAGGUGUAUUGGCAGAGAGCAGUGCUGUUUGUUGUGUUUUUCUGUACUUCACAUUUCUUGAGUCAUCGUGUCUAUUGUGGACUGUUUUUUAAAAUUUCGGCUGGUAGAUGGACUUAUACACUUUGUAUUUAUUGUUCUUGACCUCAAUUGAGCAUCUCAGAUUAAACAACACAUUGUCAGCACCAGAUAGCAUAUGAUAGAAAAUUCUUAAAACCAUAUUCUUGCUAAUUUAGCAGGGAAGAGUUCUACAAACAUAUAUAAAGUAUAAACGCCACUGUUCCUU
Messenger RNA from Rubroshorea leprosula, 1971 nucleotides. The record is from the annotation of a GenBank genome assembly. Lineage: Eukaryota; Viridiplantae; Streptophyta; Magnoliopsida; Malvales; Dipterocarpaceae.